This is a messenger RNA of Amphibalanus amphitrite, 2689 nucleotides long. Its product is annotated as DDB1- and CUL4-associated factor 5-like. Gene Ontology annotation, molecular function: protein binding. Gene Ontology annotation, biological process: negative regulation of fatty acid biosynthetic process. NCBI's taxonomy places the organism in Eukaryota, Metazoa, Arthropoda, Thecostraca, Balanomorpha, Balanidae. Gene Ontology annotation, cellular component: Cul4-RING E3 ubiquitin ligase complex; cytoplasm. The transcript is spliced from 13 exons. The record is from RefSeq and is a predicted model, not a curated record. Bases 216 to 2309 code for a protein of 697 amino acids.
UGUUAUUCUGUGUGCGCAAGCCGAAAAGCACCAAUAGGUGUCCUAGACUGGGACAUUCGCAGGGUUUUUGAGCAGGAAGUAAACGGAAGUGCAAGUCAACAUUGAUCAGCUGGGUUGCACGGGUUGCACCAAGGCUGCUCUGUAAAGAUCUGAAAGUGUUUCCCAGAGAUUUCAACCUCAAAUCUAUUUUCAAGUGUAUGCAAUAAGGGUCCACCAUGCAGGUGGCCGGUAAUCCAGUGGCGAUGCUGGAGCGUCGUGCUCUCGGCCUGGGCGGCAGUCACCUGACAGGGCUGAUGGACCAGCGUCUGGACUCGGCCUCCUACCUGUAUAACCGUGACCUGCGCGGACACUUCGGCUGCAUCAAUGCCAUCGAGUUCUCUGGAUCGGGGUCACUGCUGGUGUCAGGCGGUGACGACCGCCGGGUGCUGGUCUGGGAUGUAUCGCGCACCGUCUCCGGCGGACCGCUGGCCUGUGUACCGCUCGUCUCACAGCAUCUCUCCAAUAUAUUCUGCCUGGCGUUUGACGGCUCAGAGAGGCGCGUCUUCUCAGCCGGGAACGACAAACAGAUCAUCGUGCACGACCUGACGACGGGUGCCGCAGUGGAUGUGUUCACCGAACAGCAGGCCGUCUACGGUCUGCACGUGAACCCCUCACAGGAACAGGUGUUCGUCGCGUCCUGUGAGAACGGCCGCGUCCUGCUGUUCGACCUCAGGAUGAGUCUCGCAGACCCUCUCUCACUAGUGGAGGAAGGCCAGUCUCUGGCGGCCUACUACUCAGCCAUGUUCAGUCCCAUGGAACCGAGACUGGUGGCCACCGCCAACUCCAAGAGCGGUGCAGCCGUCUAUGAUGUGGCCAUGCCCGGAAAGGUACUGCAGCGGUACGGCGGCUCACGGUACGGCGCCAUGUCGGCGCGGUACAGCUCGGACGGACGCCGUCUGUUCGUUCUCCGUCGCAGGCUGCCGCCCGUGCUGUACGACCUCAGGACGUCCUCGGCUCCGCUCUGCCAGUUCGACAACCCGCUCUACUACAACUCGUGCACAAUGAAGAGCUGCUGUUUUGCCGGCUCCCGCGAUCAGUACGUGCUCUCUGGCAGUGAUGACUUCAGCCUCUACAUGUGGAAGAUUCCCGACGAUCCAGAGGUACGACACGUGAGUCGGGCACACUCGGUGCUGCGCGGCCACCGGUCCAUCGUGAACCAGGUCCGCUACUGCCCCCACAACGGCCUGCUCGCCUCCUCCGGCGUCGAGAAGGUCAUCAAGCUCUGGAGUCCGCUGCGCCUGCCGGACAGCCAGGGCGGCCUGUCGUUCGACUCCGAGCGUGACGGCCGUCAGCGGCGCACCCCUCGCCAGGGCGAGUACAUCGACCUGGUGCUCAGCGCUGCAGAGGAUGCGUUGGGGCCGGACAUGCACGCGCAGACAUCUGAGGAGGACCCGCGUAUGCUGGCCUUUUUCGACUCGCUGGUACAGCGCGACAUUGAGGCUCAGACCACGGAGACGAGCACGAGCAGUGAGGAGGACGGCGUGGGCCGCGGCGGCCGCCAGCCCAGCUCCGACGAGGCCACUCAUGAGCACCAUAGCUAUUUCGCUGCUACUUCUGACUCGGAGGCCAGCCGGGGCUGUGACAACAUCCUCUCCCGGAUGAUCGAGCUGAAGCGCGCUCAGCUGAUGCGCGCCGCGCGCCUGCGCCGCAGACGGGCGCAGGGCGGCGCGGGAGACAGCUCCGGCUCCGACGGCGACCCGUCACCGCAGCCCGAGGAGCGCCGCCGCCGCGUGCUGCAUAAGGCCAGGUACGUGUGGCUGCCGAUGGGCGGCCGUCAGGUCACCACCCGGUACACAGCUCGCGCGCCGCCGCUCGCAGUGCUCGACUCCGAGCCCUCGGAGCCGUCAGAGCCGUCGGAGCCGGGUUCGGAGGGUCCGCCGGCGGAGGCCGAGCCCGCGCCGCUCCGCCGGCCGCCGCGACUGGCCGCCGCCGCCGCUGCUGACGGCCAGCCGUCCGGCUCGGGUCUGCAGAGCUCGGCGUCGUCCUCCGGCGGUCCGCGGCGGCCCAGCCGGCCCCUGUCGUCCGCCUCGUCCGAGAGCUCGUCCGAGUCGAGCGACGAACGGCCGCCGCACCACCGCCGGCUCGGGAAGCUGCUCAGCGCGCUGGGCGGCGACUCGGAGGGCGAGGAGUCACCGGUCCGCUCGCCGCCGUCCCCGCAGUCACCGGCCGGCCGCAGGGAGGCGCCGCUCACCAACGGCAACACCAAGGACAACUUCAGCAGGCUAAAGCGGAGCGACUUCCGGAGACGCAACUAUCGCAGGCACCACUGAGAUCGCCGCCCAGUGAGGUCGUGGACGUGUUUGGUGCCAUGUUUAUUCCCGAUGUGUUCGUCAGUGAUAGAAUAUCCGCUACCCAGCCGUGGAGGCGAUAGACUGUCCCGAUCGACCAGUCUUGGCAGUCAGCUAGCGCGAAAGCGUCUCGAGCUUUCAAUCCAGGCCCGUUCGCGUGGGUGGUACAUUAUUGACCCUCCCUUCCUUGUGUCAGUGGUCGUGUCAGGGUAGCCGGCAACCGCCGUGCGGUGGGGAGAUGACGUCACUGCUAAUGUCCGAAUGACGUCACUGGACGUGGCGUCAUACUGACGGGUGACGCUAGGCUGUGCUUUGUGACAUUAUUUUUGUGAAUAUGCUUCAAUAUAUUUUGUAGAUGUGGA